AUGAUAAGCCCUACCGGUUUACAACGACCCCUCUAUUACAAGGAGGACAUGACAUCUACGAAUCAAGCCCUUUUUAAAGAUACUGUCGGCCAAACUUUCCAGUCUCCUCUACAGUGUCACAGCAGUCUCCAGCAGGUCACAGCGAGACCAGGCUACUGGCGCUACGAUCCAACAACCAUCUGUUCUAGUCCCAUGACAUGUCUCAGUGGCGAGCAGACUGACACGUACUGGUCCAGGGACGAAUUUCGCCUCUACGGACUGUCGGACAGCAGCUGUGAGACUCCCUUCUGGUCGUCACCGCCACCGCUCCAUCACCACCUACAGACAACAAUGAGGUCGCCGCCAGAGGGAUUCUGUUGUGUACCCGGCUCAGAGGGUCGACCUGAGAACCCCUCUCCCUCGAUAAUCGCCUACCCAGCGACCAGCGGCGCGUUCUGUGUUGCCUCCUGCGCCGCCACCAGCAGGGAUCAAGUGACUUGCUAUGAGGGGGACUUGACCUACAGCCUCGGCUGCAAUGCUGCCGGAGGAUGGGUGGAGUCACCGACGGAGGUGCCGCUGAUGCGGGGAGGUUCGCAACCCACGCCAAAGGUGAGCCCGCAUGGAGGAGCCCCAACCGCGGGAUUCGUCACCGAUGGAGGGCCGGAAGAAGUAUACCAAGACGAUGAGGGUGACGAGGGUAGGGAGGGGAAAUGCGAGGAAGAAGCAGGGGAGCGGACCAAGAUGGAGAGGGAGGGACACAGCCGAAGGCGACGAAGACUCACUUCUAAGCUGGUACGACUGAGUUGGAAGGCCCGAUUCUGUUCCGGUCGUGAUGCUUUGAUGCGUCAUUGUCGAUCAUAUCAGCGUAGACACAACGCCAAUCAUCGUCAUCACGCGAAUCAGCGACAGGCAGCGAAUAUGCGCGAACGAAGACGGAUGCAGUCAAUCAAUCAUGCGUUCGAAGGUAGGCGAAUUUUCAAGACAUAAAUAUUCCCCAGUUGGGAGAAGUAUCUUCACGGAUGCAUUCUGUUUUUUUUUUGGUUGGACGCCACAGAUCAUGCCACCACUCCUUAAGCGGUGUUGUUACUGAAGGGGAAAGUUUAGAUCAAUACAACUUCAGCUUGAAAGAGCGAAAACCGGAAUAAUAGAUGACAGCGAAGAAGAGGAUGUUAAAAUAGGCCGGUAGACCCGGUUCCUAGUCACACUUCAGUAGGUGAUCACGACUACAAUUCAAUUUAGUCAAAAAUAUUGAUAAAUAAAUAAAAUAAACGAAUGCUGAACAUUUAAAAUAUUGAUAUGAAUAUUGAUAAUAAAUAAAGAACAUUCAUACAUAAAAAUCUCGAUCUGAGCCCGUAUAAACUGAUUUACUUCAAGUCCAUAGUUAAUUUCUGAAGAAAUCAAAAAGCGACAAUGAAGAGACCAAUCAGGGCCCCCGGUAAAACCUAAUGAAAAUUGAAGAUGGGCUAGAAGGGAGUGAAGUUCACCUAUCUGUCCAGAUCGCAGAGCAGAACACAGUCGUCCAUGAGCAAAACGACCUGUGCAUAUCCCUUAGUGCAAGCGGAACAGAUCAGUUGACGCCGCUUUUGCGGACGUGUUCCUGAUCUCAGCCGUUGGAGUGCGAGUCAGUGGCUUAAAUGACAAAGCUAAAUGUUAGUAAUUAACGGAGUGGGGUCCCAACUUCUUGGUUGUCAAACCAGAAAUGACCACUCUACCCUACGUUGUCAUUGUCGGAAAUAAUUGUGGCAGAGGGGUGCUUACCGACUGUUUUUACGGAACUCGCUCGUCGCGUUGUGCCUUACGGGCCCUCUCUAGAGCCCAACCGGCAGACACACAGCAGCGAGAGAGAGCCCGUGAGGCGCAACAGGACGAGAGAGUUCCGUAAAAACUAUCAGUGAGCGCCCCUCUACCAUUCCCGACCGAAGCCGACAGGACAACGAGCCCGUGGUCCAGUGGUUAGGGGCAUUGGACUUCUGACUAACAGGUCGCGGGAUCGAGCCCCAGGCGUUCCACAUUUUGGGUUUGGAUAUGACUGGCUGACGACGGCUAACAAGCCAGAAAUGGCCAUUCCAGUCUCCUUUGUCUUUUUCGGCAAUAAAUUUCUGGAAAUGCUUGUGUGGUGUUGUGAUUAACUAUUUGUACAGCUAGUCAGGAUGGAAGAAGGUAGUUAAUAAAGGCAACUUAAGGGUUAAGAAGUUGUUAGGCUUUACGCUAACUCCUCAGCCAGUGACCUUCCCAAAAAUGAUCUUUUAAUUGGAUAAUGUGCCAUAUUUAAGAACAAGACACUCCGCUAGAAAGUCUUUUCUCCGCUUUUUGGAACAAUUUUUCAUAAGCAAGGGACUCUUCAACUAGAUGCCGUAGAAUCACCAAAGAUAUUUCAAUACUAGUGGUCUCAACCCGUUAUGUCUGACAGUCGUAAGGCGUUCCACUUCUGAUGCCUGUUUAGUCAUUGUCCCCGACAGCCAGCGCGUGGGGACGUCAGUAUUCCCUCAGCCUGGAGUCUAUUUUGUACAUUCUUUUUUCAAAAGACCAGCUUGACAUUUUGAAUGUCUGAACCCAUUCGUGCUCUACCCACCUGUCCGUCAAAUGCAAAUAUGAGUCUUUUGAUCUAAUGAUGUUCGAAUAGGUGGGCGUUGAAUAUACGGCUUGCGGCAUCCACAAUGAACGGUUUAGAUGAAGAAAGCAGUGGGAGCCAUCCUUCUGGACCAUCGGACGCUCGCUAGGUCCUCUGCGAAAUAGGCAGCGAUUAGUUCCUUCGUAGUAAACGCCAACACAGGACCUCCCCUCUCGCUACAGGUGGCACCGCGCUAGAUUCCAGGAGGGCUGAGUCAACCUUGACCCUAGUCGCCAUGGUAUUUCACGCAAGGCUACCUGUAUUAGGGGAAGGGCGUUGUUCAUAUUUGCGCAUCCUCCUCGCCGACUUUUAAUUUUGCAAUGUGUCCUACGUAUUCACCGUUCCAAGUAACUGGUCUUUGAGUGGUUUUCGUCCCUGGAACCUAUCACAGAAUCUGGCGAAGGUGACUGCAGGCGAGCGCUCGAGAACCUGCAAUUCGCAUUUUAACGCUGUAGGUUGCUCCCAUCCUCCCACUUUUUCUUUCUAACAGCUACAUCCUCUUCUGCCGCGCGCACUGAUUCGCUAAUUCUGUUGGAAACCGCCGACCACUUCCGGCACAUGGUACAGUUGGUGAGCUAACUCAUGAACUGUCAGCCGAAAUUCCGAAAUGCGUUGUUGUUUCGAAAAUAUUAAUUAUGUAGGGUUGUAAAAUUAAUCAGUCUGCAGUAUAAUUCUAUAAUAAUUCAGUUACCUCAGGAUGCCGGCUCUCGAACGAACUUCCUUCCGGCCGCAUACAAUAACUAUACUCUGUAAAACAUUACUACUUAAGUAGCAUGCAUUUUUCUCAAUGACUUUCGAUGCCCCUAAAAGCUCAAUUAUACUUCAUGGAAAAAUGAAUAAAAGUAUUCAUUCUUUCUCUUAUUCUGCAGAAAAUUACGUCUUUUUUUAAUUUUAUAAUCGAAAGAGAGGCAUAAUUCGGUUUUAAAAGAGUUUCUAAUUGUGAGACUUUUAAGUACCGUGAAAUGGCCGUUCAUAAAACGUCAUGUCUCUGCAUUUACCAGUGUGGCUUGUAAAGUUAACAAUAUGGAUCAAACCUACUGCUAAAUUGUAUGAAACCUAUCUGGUCUUCCUUUAUUACCGUAGAGAAAUGCGUGGUUUUUCGUACGCGGAAAAUACUUGGCUUGUAGUUUGGAAACCCUGAAUGCAAGUGUGACAGAAGAGCGGGUUCAAAAUUAUUCGAGAAUUAGAAAAAUUUUUGAAAACCGAAUUAUACCCUUCCUUCGAGUAUAAAAUUGGAAGAAGACACAAUUUUCUACCGAAUAGGAUAAAGAAUGAAUAUUUUUGUGCAUGUUUUCCAUGAAAUAUAAUUGAAUUUUUAAGGGCAUUGAAAAUCAUUGAGAAAAUUGCAUGCUACUUAAGCAGUCAUUGUUGUAAAGUAUAGUUUUUGCAUGCACCCGGAAGGAAGUUCGUUCGAAAGCCGGCGUCCUGAGGAAACUGAAUUAUUAUAUAAUUAUGCUGCAAGAUGGUGAACUUUGCUGGUUAACUAGUGAACGACUUGGCAGAUGCCCAGGGCUCCGUAUACAUUUUGGAGGAGACUGGAUGCUGCGCACGGGGGGAGGGCACGUGGGCUUGAGAGAUAUGCCUUCUUUAGGAUAACCGUCCAGAAAUGAUCACUUAGUUGUCACAAUAGACGCUGAAGUUAAUUAGAGGAUACGGCAAACAACAAUGUCUGUUCUCAUGAAGUGAACGCAUGCUUUUUGUUACCCAGUACUCGCUUCAGCCCAGGGUUAUGGCCGACGGAAUAAUGCCCUCAUACUUUCUAGACGGCGGUUAUUAAAUUACCUCCCCAGUAAAAUGGCAUUUGGGAAUAGCAGUAGUUAUUCGAUAGACAUUCCAUUGCCUAUGGAAGAGUGGAACGGUGGGCCCCCCUAAUCGAGUGACUCUGGCACGCCAGACGUGAGUAUGUGCAGCGCUCGAGAUAGGGAGACAGAACACCGCGUUGGCCACUGCAUCCGAUCGAAACUUCAGUCGGCUUCACUCAGUUCAUGUCGGGAGAGGAAAGAGGAAACGAUGCCGAUCGUACACCACCGUCGCUCAGUGUUAUAAAUACAUUGCUGUUUUUAUGUAUACUGCCCUUCUACAGUUAUGCUUGGCAGAUGCUCAAUUGACGGAAUAACAGAGUCCACCGGGCUGAGGCUGAAGUCUCAAUGACUCCGCCUUGAGACAACACUAUUUUAACUGUGGUGGAGGGGCGCUCACCGAUCGUUCUUAUGGAACUCGCUCGUUCCGUUGUGCCUUAUGGGCUCUCUCUCUCUCUCGAGCCCAACCAGCAGCCGCACAGCGGCGCCUGAUAUACGCAGUGUUUUAUUACCGACAAAGACAAGGGAGAAUGGAGUGGCCAUUUCUGGUUUAUUAGCUGUCGUCAGCCAGUCAUACCAAACCCCAAAUUGUGGAACAUCCGGGGUUCGAUCAGCGACCUGUUAGCUAGAAGUCCAACGCCCCUAACCACUGGGCCACGGGCUCGUUGUCCUGUCGGUUUCGAUCGGGAAUGUAAAAUGGUAGAGGGGCGCUCACCGAUCAUUCGUACGGAACUCGCUCGUUCCGUUUACGUUAACUUUGACUGACGUAAGAGCCAAUCAAAAUCGGCUUUAUUCGCGCUAGUUUAAAGGUCAACCGAGGUGUUACAUGUGUAAAUGGAGUUGAUGUUUGUCUAGUCAUUGUGCCCACGUCUUUACUCUGGCCUUCCAACUAGGCAGCGCGGUGGAAGAAUGAAGAAAGAAGGAACUGAAUACUGCUCAGGUUUUUCUCAUCAUAAUCCAAUGUAUUUACGACUUAAUGCUGUCGACACGGAACGUAGUGAUUCCCUCCCAGUACGACAGACGGGACAUUGAGAGAGCAGAGGUUUCAAAAUGUCGGCGAACUUACUAGUUAUCACCUGGAUUUGACUGUUAGUAUUGCCCGAAACUAACGAUUUAUUCACUCCUCAUUGUGCUCAGCUGCCUAGAUCCCUCCAAAUGAACUAAAGUUUAGAAUGGGCGGUACAAUGACGGGUUUAAUGGAGUGCCUAAUGGCACUACGGUCUGCACAGGCGGUCUCGUAGAGAUGAGCGGUCAGUCAGGACGAAACACUGCCAGCAAAAAGGCAGUUUGGAAUGGCCAUUUCUGGUUUAUUUUUCGGAGGCAACCGGCCCCAUCCAACCCUACGGCAGAGGUAACAGGGCUUCAAACUUAGGUCCGUCGUUGGUCACGCUAGAUGCUCUGCCGCGUUUGCUUCGGACUCACUUUUUGAGUCGUUACUGAUGAAAGAUAGUGAUGUUACCAGUCGCUUACGGCCCAAAUUCUCAACUUGUGCGUGAUAAGCUUCAGUAGCUAAUUGAAUCUCAGCCCGACAGUCAUUUCUUCCGACGCAUAAUUUGGGUAUGACUGACUGAAGGCGGAAGAUAAGUGCCAUUCUCAGCCUCCGUUUUCUUUGUCGGUAAUACACCUCUGUGAAGUGCACACCAUCAGACUUCCCUGUCCAGACACACCGAUUUACCUGCGUGUUAUCAUGCACUCCGCCCACGCAGCCAGGUGGCGCAGCUCACGUCGUCGAGACGUAAAAACGGCGUCACCACGCCGGGGACCACCGUGGAACAGGCGGCACAAACCAGACCUAGCCACGGACGUAGCCCCCCCCCCCCGCAUGGAACUGCGAUAUGAUUUGUCACACGUUGCUGCAUCCUAGCAGUCUCUGAUAAUGAAGUCCAGUUCGAGUUCGAAAGCUCAGGCCAGUAAAACUACUGUCCCUGUGAUCAUGCCUUCGUCUUCUUUUAGAUAGAAUGAUGUUACCAGUCGCUUCCGGCCCAACUUCUCGGCAUGUGGGUGAUGAGAUUCAAUAGCUAAUUGAAUAUGAGCCUGUCAGUCAGUUCUUUCGAGUCAUCAUUUGCGCAUGACUGACUGAAGACGGAAGACGUAGCGCCAGCAUCCGUUUUCUUUGUCGGUAAUACACCUCUGUGGAGUGCUCACCAUCAGACUUCUCUGCCCGGACACUCUACCGCCUGUUUAACCCACAAACGGCCUUCCAGAUAGGAGUCACAUACUUGCCCGAGGACAGUGAGUGCUGCCUGAUGCAUUUCCAGUUCCUACACUCACUUCAGAAAAUUUUUGUCAUAUUUGGCCCAGGUGGGAAGAACUCGGCGGCUUCCAGGGUAUUCGAACCCCCGACAGCAGGCGAAAGCCUUGUGUACGGCCAACGCUUCAACUACCUGAGCUACGAGGCCCCGACGGGCUGUCGUUUAGUUUAAUUGCAGUCGGGUCAAGUUACCCAUCCAGCCUACUAAAACGUAUUAAGUCCACCCACUACAGACCCUGGAAACUGCGUUUAUGGACAGAAAUUCAUCCCUUGGAAUUUAUGACCUAACCUUCUUGCAUCAUACGAAUAAGGGCAAUUCUGAUGCAUUUCCAGUUUGAAAUCUAAAAAGACACUGUAGGUGGGACAAUAGCCUUAGUUUUAUAGGAAAGCAGGCAUUUUAUUUACUGUCUUUAGCUGCCAUUUCGUCUGCAGGAAAUUCGUCCGGUAGAUGUGAAUUCAUAAAGGUUUUACUUCAGAAGAGGAAAAGUACCAAUAUCACUUCCCUGUACUUUCUCAUUUAAAGCAUAAAUGUGACAAAUCAGAGUCCGUUUUAUGUACCUAUGUGCAUGGGUGGCUACUCUGACUAUAGUUAUCACCAGCGACAGGGAUGGGGGCGGGGGGAGAGGAAGAGUGAUGUUCUCAGCGCGGGGUGCUUUUAGGCUAGCAGCCAGCGAGAUGCUGAUUGGUGGGUACAUAGUGUCCUCUCGUAGUAACGUGUGGAGACGUUGAUUUCGCAACUUCGAAGGAGGAGGAGGAGGUACGGGGGAAGAAGGCCGCGAGUGUUACGAUUCGCAAAGAGCCCCUGCUUAGUUCACCGUCCCUUGCUGCACUCUCCCACCCCCUAACCCGCCCCUCACCACAGAGAGUUCGCUGUCGUCCCACUUCGCCUCCUCGCGACCCUCCCCCUUCCAGUUUGUGCUUGUCCACUCUCCGACCGACUCAAAAACAUUCGCCUUUCCAUCAGCAAGCAGACACUGUUCCUACUGGGCUGCCUUAGUCUUGGGGGUGGGGUAGGGGACUCUAACCACACGCGUGAGAAAAUAAGGACUUGGAUGGCAUCAACCACUCGGUUGAGAUGGUGUAUGCAUUACGACGAAUCGGGUACCCCAAUUGCCGCCAAAGUCCGGGAGAAUAGCAAAGUGUUAUUCCUACUUAGGGUUUUAAACUAAUAAAAAGUUGGUAGUGGGGUAUCUAGAGGCAGGGCAUUGGAAACCAGGGCACUGACCAACCGGCCCGUAACUCCAAAGUACAGGAACUUAAGAACUUCAAUUCUACGGUACCACUUCAAAAUGCUACAAACCGCACUUUGAGCUUUGACGUGACUAGAAUGUUCUGUCAGACCAAAGGCAAGACACCCUUUAUGUAGAACAAAAUGCCAAAUGAGAAAUAUGGUGGGCAGGUAUAUGCAAUAUUGCCACUUCUUAGUAACGGGGCCAAGUUAUUUUAACCUUACGCUUUCCAACUUAUGGUUCCAUCAAAGUGCAUCGUAGACAAGUACUAUAAACCGCUGGAGUUAUGAUUGGAUAAAUUUUACUGGCCCGUCAAAUAUGCAAAAAAGUAGUUAAUUGUUCUUGUUGCGUUAUGACUACAUCUUUCCCAGUUAGCGUUACGUCACUUUAAACCAGACAGGCGCUUCGCUCAAGUAGGUAGUGGCUCCUAUAACCAAAAUAAGGUCGACCAUAUAUAAUGUGAGUAGAUAAUCAUCUUGCAUGCUGGGAGAUUUACCGAUCAAAACCUGGACAACCAAAAUGGUCACUGUGGACAAAGUAUCCUUGUCAGCCGGUCAAAUCCCAAUCCUACUCCACGACGACUAGAGCCCUGAACUUUGGUUCACUUGUUAACGGCGUCAAUGAUUGUCAUUCUCAAACGACGAUAGUCCUUUGACAGGAAAGUGAGGGUCAGAAUUAUAAAGCUUCCUCGGGGAGAUGUGGUUUGGUAGCCCCACCUGAUGGAUACAAUAUAGAUGGGGUUGGGGUUAAGGGAUUGGGAUAGGAGUUGGGAUUAGGGGCUAGGGUUUAGGAUUAGGAGUUAGAGUUAGGGGUUAGUGCAACUAUUUAUCACCCAUUCAAAGUACAACAGCGCAUCCCCAAUAGCUUUUCUUUUGCAUACAACUACUUGACCUCGUCGCCUGUGUGUUCCCCGGCCCCACCUUGAAAAAAGCCCUAUUAAUACUGGUCCCGUAUUAGAAGUGACUGGGGCUUGUUUUCUUCCGGUGGGGCUACCAAACCACGUCCGACCGCUUUUUCUUUAGGGACUCCCAACGAGGUGCGGGGUUUCGUCAUGGCCAGCCUUGCUGCGCGUUUAAUUUACGAGAAAAUAAAUGCGCGAACUUAGAGUAACACCCUCAGCACAUAAUUUUUUGGCCCGAUUCGAAGGCUUAUAUAUGCAUAUUCAGGGUGAAGUCCAUUAGCUACUUCGGAAUAACCGCAUAACAUUCACAAGUUGCCGACAGGCAAUUAGAAGUUUACAAAUACUAAAUUGUUAACCAUACUGACAGAACAGGUACUGGGCAAAAGCUUUUAGCCAAUACCUACGCGGUCAGUAUCGUAAAUCAUUCAGUAUUUGUAUGGCCAGUACUUUUGCCUAGAUUGGCAGUUUCGCGGCUUUAUCUCCAAGUAGGCAAGUAAAACGACAAGAUUAAGAAUUGGGCCUUGUUCUGAAUUAGACGUCAACCAAAAUAAAUUAUCUGCUUCGAGGUCCGUUAAAUUUCAAGACCGUCGCUAAUUAAAAGCACGUCUCGAUAUUUUUUAUUAAUUAUUGGCAAUGAACACGCUAAACGUACGCAUGUUAUGCUUGUAGGUAACUGCAGUGAAGAUGAACAUGACGAUGCUUUCAAACGCCGACUAUAGAGCUCCAUUAGAUGUUUGGUUGAGGUACAAUGUGGUCGGUAUCGCUUACUUCCAACGUUGACAGAACAUUAAAAUUGGUCCAGAAAUGCGUCGGAUUUAGUUGUCGUCCAUCCCGGGAGAGUAAACUGACUUAACGACAGUUCUUAGCGCCAAUUUUCACGUUCCCUGAAGAGUCAUUUUUGAAUUCAACCGGUGAAUUCUGGGAAACACUUACAAGUAUAUGGAAAGGUGACUUUGCGUAAUGAUGUUAAAAGGAUUGCACUCCAACAACUGAUAGACCUCAAGGUCAGUGUGCGGAUACCAGUUAUUAAAAUUACACACUGUGCCAAGCGUCCGACUUCUUAGUGCUGCAAAGGUAUUCGGCCAACUGUAAACUUUUCAUAGAAUCUAUGCUUUGAUCUUCGUUAACCGUGAUGUGAAUGAUGCGUUUUCUAAUGACCCGUAGCGUUCUCCGUCUCCUUACCAAGGCAAAAUUUGAUUGGAUGCUGCCGCUCUAGUCGUGACACAAACAAACCGAAAUUUCCGCAGUAACAGAACAUCUCCGGUACAGGGUCAAAUACGAAGAAACAAAUAAACUAGUUUAAAUAAAAAAGCGAUAUAUGAUCGCCAUGUGGUCACAGAGGCGCCGCCAUUAGAGCAUAACUGCGCCUGAGACCAUCUAGACGUAAUAAAAAUUUCCAUGAUUAUAUUAAUGCGAACCCAAACCUGGCUAUGGACAAGAUACAAAACCAGCAGAUUUUUCUCGGCUGCAAGUUAAAAUCCAAAGCAACGCUGCACAUACUUUUCAAGUGUCGGGAGCGGAUACGCAUAAUUUUGAUGAAACAUGUGGCCGACUUACUUUUAUACCCUACGAUAACAAGAAUGGCAAGUAAACUUGACCAAAAUUGCGAAAUUUUCCGAACCUGUCGGCAUUUGAAAGGUCUAUCGGUUCUAUACGUUAAGUUGAUUCACUCGGGAAACUUACAUUUUAUAAUUCACGCAUCUCGAAGGAGGAAUGAAACCGCACGAACCAGUUGGUAGUUGAAAAGCUACUUCAUAGAACACGUUGAAUAAAACUUAGUUAAGACAGUUCGCAGGAGGAAAAGUUCGCAUGAAUUGGUUUAUGGUGAGAGUAGACUUGCACAGCAUCUAUCGCAACAUCUCCUCCUUUCCCAUCAGGAUCCGAUGUCAAGACAGAGUCAAGAAGCACAGAGGCAGGAGAGGACGCAGGUGGCUGGCACAGCCGGACCCGCAUCUAGGCGUACCAUCACACCCCCUGGUCCACUACAUUCAACCAGGAUUUUAACCAACAACAGCACCACAACGGGUCAGAAAGACGACGAGGAUGACUGGGCAGCCAUGCUCGCGACAUGUAUAUUCAGUGGGGGUGCAAGCGCAUCUACCGGCUGGGUAACAGGUGUCAGAAUACUGCCAACGCACACCGGGCUGCGAGGGCCAUGGUUUGCUGAAUCAUGGCAUCGCAGAUACUUACAUUCCUUGAGGCCCACUCUGGUAAAUACAGUAUAUGCAUAGUGUGUGUGACACAUGCAGUGAAGACCAGGUGGCAUGUUGGACAGUUCAGCCGCCGUUGCCGACGACGUCUUCCAUGCGCUCCACAACAUGACGAAACAGACACGGUGACUUACGCGUGAAUUCGUUAAUGUUGGUAGUAGACUUGCACAUCAUCUACCACCUGGAGCAGGUGUCAAGACAUAGCCAAGAAGACCGGAGGCGGGGGAAAGCGCAGGUGGAUGGCACGGUCGAGCCCGUACCAUGGCGCUCCACUUCACACCCCCUGGUCCACACAGCAAAUAGUCAGGUUUUUGACCAACAACAAAAGGGUGGCUGAGUUGGGACGUCGGUCAGCAGCCUUCCAAGCCACCGCGCUUGAUGCGCCGUGAUAGUCUCAGACUCAAAUCACACAUUCAGUAGGGGCCGCAUGGAAACGGAGCCGAGGUGCACACUUGCCACUUGCCUGGGAGGGAGAAAUUGAAAGCUUUGAGGGAUGAUGAUGCUGUAUGAUGUAGGUGGAGGAAGAGGCGAUAGUGUGGUUUAGCCGGCGGUUGUAUACUGCAGGUCGCAUGUAGCACGCCAAGCCGAGCUCUUUGGCUUUAUCAGUCAGUACGCCCGCGGCCGCUUAAAUCGUCACCCCCUAUUGACGUUAUCUUGUCAUCGAGGCAAUGUGGAUGAAGGAGGGGAGGGCGCGAAAGGUGUUGCACAAGUCCGCCUCACUACAAACCAGUCCCCGCGCAAAUCACCGGUGAUGCUUCCACCCCGUUCGAAACAUGAUGAACGUCGUCGUUUGAGGCUGUCGAACUGCCAAAUUAAGUUUCAACCCUCCCCUUCCGUAUUCUUCUGGGAACAACUGAAAAAACUGUUAUCGAAAAAAGGAGAAAGGAAUGACACUCCUUUCUUCGACAGUUGGUCUCACCCCGAACGGGGAAAACCUAGGCACGGGGCUGGCGUCGGGCUGUUUAUUGGCGGUUAACCUUCCACCACACAGGCCAAGGGCCAACACUUCGGCUAUAAUGCUCAACGACCUUAUUCCGCCGGAUCGGUGAGCUUCACCACCAAAAUGACCGUAGCUGUAGAACAGAAUAAUAAUCUAAAAGUCUUACGCGCUGACAGAUCAGAAAUCUGGAAUAUAUUACUCGCUAAUAUUCAGGGCAAUUCGUUCUAAUGGACUGUUAAGGCAAAUCCGAGCGCCUCAAAGUGACAAUCUAAGAGAUAACGGCUUCCUGCUCCGUCCUUGACUUGGGUUUUUUACGGGUGAAUUCGAUAAUGACCCUCGUUACCUCCCCACACCGCUCAAUAAGGCCCAUCUUUGAGCAAAACAAAAUGUAUGCACCCCAGAUCUGCCUUCUGUUAGUGGAGCUAUUCACGUUUCUAACCAGCACUAGCUGAAGGAGGCCUUUUGCUGACCCCCUGACAGGUCUGCGUGCUCACAUUCCAACCCUGCCCUACGAGAAGAAGCUCUCCAAAGUGGACACGCUGCGUCUGGCGAUAGGCUACAUUAACUUCCUGCAGGACCUAGUCUCCAACGAGAAUUUUGCCUUCAACGGUAAAGAGGACAUGACGCCGCCAGACUCCACCUCCACUUCCUCCUCCUGCCUCCAGGACUUCGACUAUGAGGCCGUACGAAAGACCACUUCCACCGGCGAGGCCACUGCUAGCACGGCCACCGGUCAGUCUGUCGGGGCAGGCGAACUCAAUUCCACGCGCGACGGUUUCACGCGGGCGCGCAGUCUUAUGGCCUCGGUGAGGUCGGCCAAUCAUCUGGGUGCGGUGGGCCAGCCGGUGAAGAAAGUGGUCCUCACUCUCUCUGUUCGAAGUGAGUUAUCCCCCCCCCCCCCAGCAGAACUCGGCCUAAAGGCCCCUGCAGUAGGUGUUGCAACUCACGAAUUACAUUAAGGGCACUAACUCAUGAAAUGCUAACCGAUAUUCUUAAAUGCGUUUUCGUUUCAUAAAGAUUAGUUAACUAGGGUUGUAAAAUCAAUCAUCAUGCAGCAUAAUUCUAUAAUAUUUUUUUACCUCGGGAUGCCGGCUUUCGAACGAACUUCCUUCUGGCCGCACGCAAGGAAUAAACUCUGUAAAAAAUGACUACUUGAGUAGCAUGAAUUUGUCUCAUUGAUUUUCGUUGCCCCUAGAAAUGUAAUUAUAUUUAAUAGGAACCAUGCAUAGAAAUACUCAUUCGUUUACUAACCUGACAGACAGUUACGUCUUUUUCCAAUGUUAUGUCAGAAGGAAGGGUAUAAUUCGGUUGUUAAAAGCGUUUCCGAUUCCCGAGUGAUAUUGAGCACGAUCUGCCGUUACAUAUGCAUUCACGGUUUCAAAACUACAAGCCGUACAUCUUCCGCGUGCGGAAAACCGUAUGUUUCUCUAUAGUAUUAAGAGGAGACCAUAUAGCGUUCAUAAAAUUUAGCGGUAGAUUUGAGUAAUAUUGUAAACUGUACAGGCCAUAUUAGUAAAUGCAGAGGCACGAUGUUUAAUGAACGAACAUUUCACAGAAUCGAAAACCUCACAAUUAGGAACUUUUUAAAAUCGAAUUAAACUCUUCCUUCUAGCGCAAAAUUGAACGAAGACGUAAUUUUCUGCAGAAUGAGCAAAGAGAUGAAUAUUUUUAUGCAUAUUUUCGAUGAAAUAUAAUUGAAUUUUUAAGGGCAUCGAAAUUCAGUGAGAGAAAUGCAUGUUACUUAUUUAGUCCUCUUUACAUAGUAUAAUAUCUGCAUUCAGCCGAAAGGAAGUUCAUUCGAAAGCCAGUAUCUCGCGAUAACUGAAUUAUUAUGGAAUGAUGCUACACGUUGAGUAAUUUUACAACUCUGCUUGAGUAACCUUUUUGAAACUAAAAUUCAUUUUAGGAUUCCGGUGAACAUUUCAUGAGUUAACACACCUACUGCAUCUGGAAAAUGGCAAACAAUCGCAAGCAACCCGCUAACCGUUACCACUAGAUCAGACAAAAAGUUAACAAGUGAAUGGCUUUAGGUGAUAUGAAGGGAUGACGAUGGAUUGUGAGCAGCAUUCAGCUUCUUAACUAUAAUGCAUUGUUGGCAAAAUCCCUAAAUGAGUAAGGAGUUUUCCAGUUAUUUACUUUAAGGUGGGACAGACUGCAUAAAAUGACACGGCGAGCAAGUUAGUGAGUAAAGCGCAGUACAAACGACAUAAUUCAAAAAACUCCCCUUUCCCAAUCCAGGGUUCGAAUUUUCUACCCUGCUGAAGUGUGUAGAUUGUGUUCCAUUCGACAAAGAGUUCUGGCUCGUCAACCCAGCUUUUUGAUCAGCCAUGGAUUAUAGUCAGUGGCAAAACAAAAAAUUGAUUACAUACAGCAUGACCGCAAGUCACUUGUUAGCCAUUGAGUAAGUUUUUACCAAGUGUAACUAACAGCCGCUGUUUUACCACACACGGUUUACCGGACUUUAUUCGCCUUGGUUGACUUGGACAGCGAGGGUUUGUUUGAUGACUUGGCCAGAGAGAUCGCUGGAAUGCAAAUUAUCUAAGGUCGCAAGUCGAAAGGUUGGGUGGCAACUAAAAUGGGAUAUAAAUAGCAAGCGUAGCCCCGAAAAAUCGCUGAGCACAGCUGUUCAUGACAGUUUCACCCAAUUGUCGGGAGAUAAGGCAGCCUAAUAUUAUGAUAAUCGAGAAUAACAUAUAACAGCAAACCCCCAAAGCACUUGAAUGGCUUGUUUGUUUUCAAGGAAGUAUUUUCCGUUGCUCGAGUAAAAACGCCAGCUCAUUGGAAAUUAAAAUGGAUCUUCGCAAUAAUUAUCCGCAAUGUGUAUGUUUAAGUCAUAUGAAAGAAAUAUCCUUUAGUUAGUUUCAUACUUAGAAUGACUUCACAAAUUAAAAACCACGUCCAAAACCCUUCUUCUCAUGAAGGGUCAACUGAUACAGAAAAAAGUCUACUGUCCUGUUUACUUGAGCACAGCUUUCGCCGUGGUUUGUUAUAUUUGGUGGUCAUAUGCAAUGUCCUUGGAUAUGCCCCCCAACCUGUUAUUUUAAAUAUGGUACAGUAUGCUCAUGUAAGUAGUAGGGCUGCUGGGUUUCAACCUAACUAGUUACAUCAAUUUUCGGAAAGAACAUGAGAAGCUUUCUGCCGGGGAAAUUACUUCAAGGCUGCACAUCUAUUCCUGAGGGCGUUAAACGGAUUAACGGUAAAGCAUUUCCUAGGCGAUUAGCAUAGUAGUCGCUCGAUUUCCUGGUUGCACAUAAGCCGAAUAUUUAAGUUUCAGUCAGCCUAUUUCGACGGCUUCUUCACCCACUGGGCUUACAGCAGCGAUCGAUGGCCGGAGAUGUUGCAAUUGGUCACUUUGAGGGAUGGCCUCCGUCAAGGCCUACUUCGGUGUUAGCAGUCAGCCACAAAUAACCGGCGAUUUGCGAGUGCAGACAUCUGACUGGUUAAAAAUGGAAGAAUACUUUGGCAGUAGAAGUUGAGAGGAGUUCCUUCAGUCAAAUAUCUUCUGCGAGAAACGACGAACACGUAUAGAGGAGAAGCUCUGGUAGAUGAAUGGCGGCUUCUGUGCCAUUUCUAAAGUGCUGGUGCUUGAAUCUGGGUAUUUGAAGUAGACUAGAUAGAUUCAAAAAAGAAUAGCUUCGACUGUCCUGAUUACUACACUUACCACCACGUAGUUUCUAGCAAGCUAAUGAAUGACAUACGCUUUGUCUUAAAAUCCCAAUCAGAUGGAAAGAAACAUCGUGACUUUGCAUGUGCCCCGAAACUGUAACCAUUGCUGAUCUCCUGGAUGACUGUGUCCUGACACCUCUUUCAUCUUCCCUUUUUAUGCCUUUGGUGCCAAGAUCUCUAUUGAAUAUCUGUGAUCAUACUGGUUACAUCAAAAAAUCCUUGCCUGUUAAUGGCAAUGGCUGCAUAUAGAUAGCAGGUAUGGAGCAUUCGGUCGGAGCAAACGUGUCUACUUCCGAACCGAAAGGACCGAAUUAAACAAAUAAACUUUUAAAAUUACUUUGCUUCUUGACAAGCGAUGGUAAAACAUGUCGAAGCCCUCGAGCUGGUAUGGCAGUGGGUGUGCUCUAACCAACGCAAACAACAGGUCAAAUCCCAGUCAGCAGGAAAAAAACGAAAUGAGGGAUUUGCUCUGUACGAAACCCUCAGUUGCUAUUUCAGACAGAAGUGGAUACUGGCGAGGCCAGUGUGUGUGUGCCCCCCAAACGGGCCACGUGGUAGAUGCGCUCUGACAGGCGUUAUCGGCUUUGCGCACCGUAACAAAUGCCAACAUUUCGGGGUGCGAUGACAAACCCAGUUGCUGGCGUACGUGGCGCAAACUGGGACUCUCCCACCCCCCUCCCCCCAUCGUUGUGGCUGAUAAAAAACCUGGUUAUUUGUUGUGUGGAUCAGGGGGUGUGGCGUGGAGAGUCAAGGCGCGGGCUCGACCGUGCCAUCCACCUUCACCCUCCCCCGCCUUCGGUCUUCUUGACUCUGUCUUGACACCGGGUCCAGGUGGGGGAGAAGGGGGUGCGGUAGAUGCUGUGCAAGUAUACAUUUACUAUAAACUAGUUCACGCGCAAAUCACCGUGCCUGCUUAACCUUGCCGUGAAGCACACGAUGGGCAUCGUCGAAUGCGACGGUCGAACUGUUGUGUGUGUGCGUGUGUGUGUUUGUGACGGUACUGUCAGGUUGUAUCUGCUGCUUCUCUAAGUUUGUCGAGUGAGCUCAAGUCGCCCGUAUAAAAGUCCACGUGCAUUUCGACCCAUGAGAUAUGGUAGAUUCUGACCGUGUGGACAUCUGUGCCUCCUGUUGCAAACAGUUAAGACAAUUGAUCGGACGGCAAGCCUAGCGCACCUGAGAGGUGAGAAACACCGAGGCGGUAGGAAGCCGAACAACGGUGCUCCGUCCCGUUCUGACGUGGGUUGGCUACAGCCCCGCGGUUAUGUCCCGACGAAAAAAGCAAACUUUGUGCAUAACCGCUUAAACUGGAGACCCCUCUCAACAGAAAGGGGGGGAUCGGGUAACAAAGUUGGGAUGACAAACUUGAACAGUCUACUGGGCUCCCAACGUGGCAUUUAGUCUCUAAACAAGGUUUGAAUGUCCCUCGGACACUCGAUCGUCAUGGCAAAAUUACGGCCCCGAAAAAAGCCCUCAUUAUUUGCCAGCGUGGUUGAUUAUGAUUGACACGCACAGGCCGAUAGACACGACAACGGUCGCAGCUGUAGAACUAAUCAAGCGCGAGCGAUCUACCCGAUUGGGGGAGGAUUUGUGUUUAAAUUGGGUAAUUAUCAGUUAAACACUAUGGCUACCCGCAUGAAGGGCGUCACCCCCACCCGAACGCCCGCUACUCUGAGGCUUGACCCCACCCCAGCAACAAAAGAGGGCAAAUCUGAAGGCUAUGGAUUCAAAAAAGAGAGACCUUUAGAGAAAAAGGUCAGACGUGGUUUUGUAGCCCCACCUGAAUUAAGCAAACCCCAGCCACCUGUAAUACGAGACCGGUGGUAAUAGGGACUUUUACAGGUGGGGCCAGGGAACGCGCAUGCGACGAGGUCGAAUAAUUGUGUUCAAAAGAAAAGCUAUUGGGAAUGCGCGGUUGUACUUUGAGUGGCCGAGAAAUAGAUGCCCUAACUCCUAACCCUAACCCCAACAGUAUUGUGUCCAUCAGGUGGGGCUACAUAACCACAUCCUACCUUUGUCGCUCCUUUUCGAAUACGCCUCAAGGGAACGCGACAACUGUGCCAUGGACAGAGGUUGCAGUGGACCUGCCGAAAACCUUGUUUCGACUUCCGAUUGACGCAAAUUUGUCAGGCUAAUGUCCUGUAAGGCAGUUUGCGUGCCUAGGGUAACACUCGAUCCUUAUAAAGCCGGCGGAGCAUCAUUCUUGUCUGGUUCACUAAGUCUAAUCCAGUCCCUCUAGUGAAGACAUAUGUUCGGCUCGUAGGUAGGCACCGCCUGUGUCCCCACAGGACACGGGAAUAGGAAUUCUUUAAUACAGGGAAUUAGGAUUGGAAUUAAGGGUAUGCUUGGGGUUCAUAUUAUGGCUGCGCUUAAGGUUUGGUUUAUGGUUGGUGUUGGGGUCAGCACACGAGAAUAAGUAAAAUUCCUAGAAUUUAAUGCAAGGCCAUAUGUACUGCGGGGGUCAUUCCUAUUCCCGCUCUGCCGGGGCCUACGCAAGUGACCCUUAGAAGUGUGCACACUCAUCUGUCCGUAUCAGUGAUACGAUGAAUAACAAAAAAUGAAAAAGUUUCAAAUCAUGCUAGCUUGUCGAGUUCGUGCAGCCGACGGCACAUUGUGUUCCCAGUUCGGGGUAAGGGAGAUGCCUAUAGUAAUCGAAAACAUAGAUCGGUUUACUAAACGAGGUUUUGAAAGCGAACUAGGAGCGAAGUCGGCGAAAAACAGUACACAAAAGUGUGUAAACUACAAAGACGGGUGGAUCGACCACGAUUUUUUUGGAGCCAGACUUCAUAUUACUCGUUUACCUGCCUGCUGUUUUCUUUCAUGUUGAAUUCCACGUUUGUAUAACUUUAUUAUCAGUUUUUUCACCUGCCUAUCCAACAUUUCUUGGUCCCUUCCAAGCUACGGUGAACGACUGAUCUCAUGAAAUGUUGGCCGGAAUUCUGAAAUGCGUUUUCGAUUGAGAAGGAUUUCUUACGUGGGGUUGCAAUACUGACUAGCUUGAGGCAUAAUCCUAUAGUAUUUCGGACUCGCCAGGAUGGUGACUUUUGAAUGCACUCCUUUUCGACCGCCUCUGAAAAAACAUACUGGGUAAAGAAUGGCUACUUAAAUAAAAUUCACUUUUCACAUUGAUUCUCGACAUUCUUGUAAAGUAGAAUAUAUUUUAUAGAAAACGUACGCAAAAAUGUGCUUUCUAUUACUCGCUUGGUAGAAAAUCACAUUAUCUUUACAUUUUAUACCCUAAGAAAGGCUAUCUUUCGGUUUUAAGAAGACUGUUUAUUAUGAGGUUUUUAAAACCGUGCGAUGUCCAUACACACAACAUCGCACAUGCCCGUUCACCAAUGCUCCUUAUGAAAUGUACAACAUAGUCCGCACCCAUUGCAAAAUUUUAUAAACUCCAUACAGUAUCUUCUUAAAGGCAUAGAGAAAUAUAUGAUUUUCUUUACGCGGAAAGUAUGCACUUUGUAGACUGCAAUCGCUAAAGAUUAAUGCACCGCCUGGUCUGGCUCAAAAUUAUCCGAGAAUCGGGAAACUUUUUCAAAACCUAAAUAUACACUUUCCCCGGGUAUAAAAUGUGAAGACAAUGUAAGUUUCUACCAAACGAGUAACAGGAAGCAUAUUUUUGUGCAUGUUUUCUAUAAAUCAUAUUUUUAUUUAUAAGACCAUCGAAAAUCAAUGUGAAAAAUGUAUGUUACCUAAGCAGUCAUUUUUACCCGGUAUGGCUUCUACAGGAGGUCGAAAAGAAGUGCAUUCAGAAGCCUCCAUUCUGGCGAGUUCGAAAUACUAUAGAAUAAUGCCGCAUGAUAAUCAGUAUUACAACCCCCACUUAAGAGAUCCUUCCUAAUCGAAAACGCAUUGCAGAAUUCCGGCCAACAUUUCAUGAGAUCGGCCAUUGACUGUAUCCAACCAUUUGGUCAUACUCUAUCAAAUACUCCAACUGCGGACAAAUAGAUUUCCGUUAAUUAAUCCUCACUGUGUUUAGCUUCCGUACGACUAUUAGUAAAAAUCCUAAGUCUGUAAUUCGUUAUUUCAUCGGUAGUUGGAACGGACUUUCCACCGAGACCUACAAGCGCGUUUGGUUUCUUCGUCCGGAGCACUGUAUACCAAACAUCAUGCAGCCUAACACUAGCGUGCCAGGAGGGGAUUCAGGGUGUACCAUGCAAAGUAUCCGAAGUUGCGUUAGUUUUUUUAAAUCACGUUUACAAAAGCGGAGUAAGAGUGCAAGCGUACGUGCUGGCAUUGGUAUCCCUCACAAAAGCGGGAAACGUGUUAUUGACUCCUUCUCCAUGUGACCUCUGCGGUACUAUAACGCAUAUGCGAUCCGAGUAGCCCACCCCUUUGUGCGGGAGGCCAGGUCCUAUGUGACAUGCGCAGAUGGACUAUCUGCCAGUCAAUGCGCUCAAUCCCAGAGUCAGAUGACUGACCGACUCGGAGCGUGGACUGGUAUCUGGGCGAGAGAAUAGAGAAUGAGGCUGACUCUAGGACCCCUCGUCGCUUCAACCAAUUACAAUAAAUCUGACGUACUCGAAUCUCUCAUGACCUGCCACAUGUCGUGAGUUGAAAGGUUGUAAACUUGCGACGAAACUCAGCCCUCACAGUCAGCGCUGCGUGUGUUUGCGUGGAGUGGCCGACUGGUGGACUGACAGUCGGGCUGCCACAGCUCCUUCUUAACAUGACCCCUGGCACUCUGACGACGUAAGAUCUGAGGAGCCUAUCGCCUGGUGCCUUAUGUGGGUCGUGUGCAGCGUACGCAGACGGGCUAUCAGCUGCGCCCGAUCCCUGCAUCAGAUGACUGACCAGCUCCAAUGGUAGACUGUUGCCUGAAAGAAGGAAGAGAGGGUGGAGUCGAUUCUGGGGACAGCGUUCCCAUGGAACUCGGUUCAUAUUCCUCACUUCGAACAAUCGGACGCGGUUUUAAACUACCACGGUGCGCUAAAAGCCGGGGCUUGGAAGGCUGCCAACUGACCGGGAUAACUCGGCCCGCCUAUCAGGACGGAGAGUCAGGCUCCGAUGACCCCUUCUCAUGGCACUUGGUUGGGAUCCUGGCGGUCCCUUUAUUGUUUCUGUGACAACCGUGUCCAUCGUGUGGGGACCAGGCGUGCGUGGACGUACUGUUUAGCUUUGUCAGUCACUGCUUCCGAUCCUGCUUCCGGUUUUCCUAACUCAGGCUUGUCACCGGGCCCGAGGAGGGGGGAGGGAGGACGGGGUGCGGCAGAUGCAGCGCAAAUGUACCAUCACUAUAAAUAGUAGGAUAGAAGUAGCCAUUCCAAGCCCCCUUGUCUUCGUCGGCCGUCCAUCCUGCACAUAUAGAACUAACGUAAACGAGCACGCGGCUCCCAAACCAUACGUGAGAAGGAAAUGUAACUUCAAAGUUCACGACUUUGACCUACUUUGUGAAUGCACAUAUACCCAUGACAGUUCGACCGUCGUUGCCGACGAUGUCCAUCGUAUGCUCCACAGCAAGGCGAAGCACACGCGGCGACUUGCGCGUGAUCUACUUUAUAGUAAAUGCGGACUUCCGCAGCAUCCGCCGCACUCUUUCCCCUUAAUGACCCUCAUCCACCUGGACCCGGUGUCAAGAAGACCGGAGGCGGGAGAGGGUGGAGGUGGAUGGCACGGUCGAGCCCGUACCUUGGCGUUCAACUCCACUCCUCCUGGUUCACGACAAACGCUUGACCAGGUUUUGGCCAACAGCAGCAACACCCCAACAGGGGUCAGAAGGAUGAGGAUGACAGGGCAGCCAUGCCUACCACAUGUACACCCAGCGAGAGCGCAAGCGCAUCUACCGGCAGAGAACCGGUUGUCAGGGAACUGCCAGCGCAUACUAGGCCGCGAUGGCUAGGAUUUCCUGAUACGGGCAUAGCGCACGCUUUCAGACCUUUUGACACACACCCACCAUAGUCCCAACGUCGUAAGCAACGCGGCUCACUAGCCCACUAUCAAGGUGGGCGCAGCCGUUGACGGCGCUUUGAUCUGCUUACAAUUAACGAGACACUCAUUUUUCUGCGUUUUGACGUAAGACAAAGUAAAGACUGCCCGAGACAAGGCUAGGCGGCCAGUCUAUGAGUUCCACACAGGACCUAGCUCCUAACCCUACAGGCACUGAACUUCUUCAAAAGGGAUGUCUGUGAAUUCACACGGUGGGAGUAUCAUAAAGGCCACACUAAGAAGGAAUUGUUUUAGUUUGGCUCUUGUCCCAAAGGAGGGCCGGGUUAACACGCCGGUCAGUGGUUCUCGAAAUCACGUCGUUUAGAGUCCAGUGAACUUAGUCUCGUGGUGGCUGGGGAACUCUUCAACUAUCCUCACUAUAUGGCAGCAUAAUCUCGGCAGCAUCUGAGAUUGUGAAUAGCAUGGAUUCUAAGCACGCCUGGUGCGUAAACUACUUUAACCAAACGUACGGCUGCUUAGACAUGUCAGAUCUCUGCCAAAUUUCACGGUCAGAAUUAGCCUAGAUAGUCUACGGGGUGGAACACUGCGCCCACCGUAGAACCUUUUUGGAAGGGGACAUUUGGACUGAUGAGAGAAUCACCUCGUGUGGAGACAGUGGAUAUCCUCUCAUGGCUUAGCUCAUCCGUUAAGGACGGUUACCGGGGUCUGACAGUCGUGCAUGGCUUUGCCUCAUGGAGGUGUAGACGAGGGCUGUGCGGCAGGGUCGAAAAAUAUAAAGAAUCCGAACAUAUUCAUCGGCAAAACAGGUGGGAACUGCUAAUACAUUCCCAUGGAAUGGCCAACCCAACGUAUCCAUGAGCACUUAGUUACUGAAGCAUAGCAACGCCAGUCCCUGUUCAUGACGCUGGACACUACGAAUGAACUCACUCUACGUAGUUCUCAUUUACACUGAUAGAUUCUUACUAGCCCAUUAAACAAUCCCCUUGAUUAUACUCGGAUAGGCGUCCUCGUUUGCCUUCUCUUUCAAGUACACUGGGGUUCUGAGACAUGCCUUCCCCUCUGCUUUUCCCUGCCCUCUCUCCUCUAGUGGCUGCAAAGAUGGCCUCCGUGAAGUCACAGCCCGGCGAUAAACUGGUGUUCCCAAAACAGACACACAGCGAAAUACAGAAACCCGGCAGGACGUGGAGGCUGCGACGCAGCCUACCACACCCCAGCGCGGAGAAUGAGGAUCUCGUGAUCAUCGGACACAGCAUUAGCUGGCAACGUUUGGCCAACGCCUUCGAGGCGGCGGCUUCCAAGCGGUCACUCGUAACCAGGCUGUGGAAACCGGCGGAUGAGGGCAGCACAGCCGCCAGCAGCGACCAGUCGACAGCGCUGCGGAGACCGACGCCUCAGCACAACAGCGAGAUCAAAGUGGCUCCUUGA
Messenger RNA from Spirometra erinaceieuropaei, 22894 nucleotides. Lineage: Eukaryota; Metazoa; Platyhelminthes; Cestoda; Diphyllobothriidea; Diphyllobothriidae. The record is from the annotation of a GenBank genome assembly.